Pochonia chlamydosporia 170 is the source of this 441-nucleotide messenger RNA. RefSeq lists its product as hypothetical. The record is from RefSeq and is a predicted model, not a curated record. NCBI's taxonomy places the organism in Eukaryota, Fungi, Ascomycota, Sordariomycetes, Hypocreales, Clavicipitaceae. The transcript has a single exon. The coding region runs from base 1 to 441 and encodes 146 amino acids.
AUGUCUGACACAGAGUCCGAAACUGGUCCUCUUUUGUCAAAGGUAUGGGCUCUGCUACUUCCGCCUGUUGCUGAAAAUUCUGAGGCGAGUUGGGCGAUUGCUACUUCUGACAUAAACAACCGUAAUUGGACGUGGUGGGAGAUGGUAAAAACCAGAACGGGGGAGUUUCAGAUCAAAUCGACCACCUCUGAGAUGGCUCCGGCCACAGCAAACAGCCAGAGCCCAAUAUAUUUGGGAGAGAUAGCACGUUUGGAUGAAUUAGAGGUGGGAUCUACAAUUCAUCUGGAGCUAACGGACAGACCGAAGUGCUGGACCCAACGAGAAUUUGUUUCUGAGAUUUGGGAUACACUAUACGAAGAUGGUGCCUUAAAUCGGGCAGAGCAUGAUCUUGGAAAGCGAGAGUUGGCAGCUGCAUUCGGUGGGCACAGUGGGAGAUCUUGA